AUGUCUCGCGACAGGAGCUCCCGGCGGUUCUAUAGGGCCGACUCCACACACGAUCUGCUGUCCUAUAUGGACCGGGGUCAGGCUGCGAACGAGGAGAACCGAUGGACGUUUGAGACUGCUUGGGAGGCGGCGAAUAAAGUUGGUGGUAUUUAUACUGUGAUAAGAUCGAAGGCGUAUGUCUCCGUCGAAGAAAUGGGAGAGAACUAUUGCUUAUUAGGUCCGUACAAGGAACACUGCGCUCGGACUGAAGUUGAAGAAGACGAUUUCCCCCAAAAUUCUCCACUCACCACCGCUGUCAACGCAAUGAGGAGCCAAGGUUAUAAGCUACAUACAGGCACGUGGCUGGUGGACGGCAACCCUCAGAUCAUCCUGUUCGACAUAGGCUCCGGGGCUUGGCAGAUGGACAGUUUCAAACAAGAGCUGUGGGACACCUGCUCGCUGGGUAUCCCACACUUGGACGUGGAGGCCAACGACGCUGUCAUACUUGGCUUCAUGGUCGCGCAGUUCAUAACUGAAUUUCGAAAAGCGGUCGAGAGCUACAGUGACACUCCGCCACGUGUCGUGGCACACUUCCACGAGUGGCAAGCGGGCAUCGGACUUAUUGUUCUCAGAGUACGUCACGUAGAUGUCGCCACUGUGUUCACAACUCACGCUACACUGUUGGGAAGAUAUUUGUGUGCUGGCAACACUGACUUUUACAACAACUUGGAUAAGUUUUCAGUGGACGAGGAGGCGGGAAAGAGACAAAUAUAUCACCGAUACUGCAUGGAGCGCGCCGCCUGUCACAUGGCGCACAUCUUCACUACAGUCUCCGACAUCACUGGGUUCGAAGCGGAACACCUCCUGAAAAGGAAACCCGACAUCAUCACACCGAAUGGCCUGAACGUGAAGAAGUUUUCUGCGCUGCACGAGUUCCAAAACUUGCACGCACUCGCUAAGGAUAAGAUACACGAGUUCGCGAGGGGUCACUUUUAUGGACACUUCAACUUCGACUUAGACAAGACGCUGUAUUUCUUCAUCGCCGGCCGCUACGAAUUCGGCAACAAAGGGGCCGACAUCUUUAUAGAGGCUCUUGCUCGACUCAAUCAUUACUUAAAGUCUUCAGAUUCGGAGGUAACGGUGGUAGCCUUUAUGAUCUUCCCGGCGAAGACCAACAACUUCAACGUGGAGAGUCUCCGUGGCCAUGCGGUAACGAAGGCGCUACGUGACACCAUACAGGAUAUACAGCAGAAGAUCGGCAAGCGGAUGUAUGACAUAUGCCUAAGAGGUCAUCUUCCCGAGGCGUCGGACCUUCUGCACAAAGAAGACACGGUGCGGUUGAAGCGUUGUAUAUACGCGCUGCAAAGGGACGGCCUGCCCCCAGUCACUACGCACAAUGUCGUCGACGAUUGGAGCGAUCCAGUGUUGAAUUCGAUCCGUCGGUGUCAUCUGUUUAACACUGUGAACGACAAAGUCAAGGUGAUCUUCCACCCGGAGUUCCUGACGUCCACGAACCCGCUGUUCGGACUGGAGUACGAAGAGUUCGUGCGCGGCUGCCACCUGGGCGUGUUCCCGUCGUACUACGAGCCGUGGGGCUACACGCCCGCCGAGUGCACCGUCAUGGGCAUACCCAGCAUCACCACCAAUCUGUCCGGGUUCGGCUGCUUCAUGCAAGACCACAUCGCGGACCCCAUGUCGUACGGUAUCUACGUGGUGGACCGAAGAUACAUCUCCGUCGAGGGCUCCGUGCAGCAACUGGCACAGUACAUGUAUGACUUCACCAAGCUGAGUCGCCGACAGCGCAUCAUACAGAGGAAUAGAACAGAACGAUUGUCAGAUCUCAUGGACUGGAGGAAUCUGGGCAUUUACUACAGGCAAGCGCGUGCACAAGCCCUGAAGAUCGUUUAUCCAGACUACGUGGACCACAUGGACAAGCAACUGGGCAAACGGUUUAACUACCCUCGGCCCAUUUCCGAGCCACCCAGUCCUACACAUUCGAGAGCAACAACGCCAGCCGCUUCGGUUCACGGCUCUGAUGAAGAAGACGAGGUCGAUGAAGAGAAAGAACUGGCGGAGUUGAGAAUAACUGAUUAA
Messenger RNA from Parnassius mnemosyne (clouded apollo), 2073 nucleotides. Lineage: Eukaryota; Metazoa; Arthropoda; Insecta; Lepidoptera; Papilionidae. The record is from the annotation of a GenBank genome assembly.